Messenger RNA from Schistosoma spindalis, 1776 nucleotides. NCBI's taxonomy places the organism in Eukaryota, Metazoa, Platyhelminthes, Trematoda, Strigeidida, Schistosomatidae. The record is from the annotation of a GenBank genome assembly.
CGGGUUGCAUAAAUGCGGUGGAAGUGCGUUAUGAGUGACUUCGUGUUCGUCCUUCGGAGGUUGAUAUCAAUUUCGUAUUCCAAUCGAAAAGGAAUAACUAUCUAACAGCAAAUGCCAAAGAAAAAAGUCAAAGAAAAUAAAGUUCUUGUAGAUCAGUCAGAUCCUUUGGAGUUGGCGAGUGUUGUUAGCCUUCAUAGUGACGGCAGCGAGACUCCAACAACCUCUUCCGUUGACGUUGAAGAUGGAUUGGCUUUGGAAUCGCUUCUUGAUAAAGUUUGCUCAGCAAUCGAUUUAAUGGAAGAAAAGAGAACGGAAACUCGAAUUAACGCAAUACGUUCAUUAAUUGAGUUUUUUCGUUCACACCAUUUCUGUUUGGAUGGCUCUUGGAACUACACUGAAACUCUGAUAACCAGCAUUGAAAAUAUUUUCAAAAAGAGUAAACCACAGGAUCAGGCAUUAGCUGCAGAUUUACUGACCGUAUUCUCUCUACAAAUUGAUCCACACGAAGUUCCUAUAUGGUUCGAGAGGUUCUUUCCUAUUUUAGAGCCUAUCAUUCGUGAUUCCACCAAAAAUCCUAAAUUCAGAGCGUCUUCCGCCAUAGCUCUUUCAGUACUGCAGUCUUUGUCAGGUUAUUGUGACUUUAUCUCACCAUUAGAUGUUAUAAAAUCAUUUGAAUUUGUAUUCAAAAGCUCGACUUCGAAAAUUGAAGCUGAUAUUUUUGAUCUUUAUGUAGCAGCACUUAAAGCCUGGACACUAAUAUACACUUUCCUAUCACCAUACGACUCUGGUAAUGUCGGAAAAGCCGUGCUUCCUGUUUUACUCUCUUUACUUCAGUGCUCAAAUGUGAAUGUUCGUAUAAUAGCAGGUGAAGCUUCAGCAGUCAUUUAUGAACGAAUUCGAAACGAAGUUGAUGAUAAAUUCAAAGGUCCCUAUUACAGCGAUCUUGUCCGUCUACUUGGUGAGUUGGCUACAGAUAGCUCAAAAAGUCGCUCUAAAAGUGAUCUCAAGAAACAACGUCAUUCCUUUCGGGAACUCGUGGAGGCCGUAGUGCACUGUGACUAUCCUGAAACAUCGAUAAACUUUGGUGCUGAAGUUUUAACGUUAUCAUCUUGCGCUGGACACUUUUAUUAUAACUUCUUGUGCUCAGUGCUAGGAAGUGGAUUGAGGCAUCAUCUUCGUGAAAAUCCGUACAUUCGUAAUCUUUUUGAUCUUGGUUUACCGUUGUUACCACAGCGAAAUGGAGCCAACCAUCGGGUCCUCAAAGAACAGAAACGAUUAACUAAUGCAAUAGCGUCAAAGAGUCGUACACAAAAACUUGGUAUGUACAGAGAUAAACGGCGAGAAAUGCUAAGUGAACUAGAAUAAAAGACUGAACAUUAUCACCCUAUCGGUUCUUUUUCUUAACGACUCCGUUUGUCUUCUAGCUUUUUAUGAAGAUGCUUUAACAAUGACAUUUUAUUUUAUUCUACUGCUUACACAAAGCAAAAUUCUGUUUAUUGUCUUUUAUGUUAUCUCAAUACUAGUGAACAUAUACUUCACUUGAAAAGUUUAUUCUGAAGAAAGUAUUGAUAUUUUGCUCGUCAAAAAAGUCACUUAUAGUUUACGUUUUUCAUAUUCAUGCUAAAACAGGUCUACGUAGUUUUGGUACACUAUCCAUUACAACUCAAGUAUUUAUCAUGGUAUAAGGUUCAUUGUAAUAUAACAAGUGAUGAAGGUUUACAUGUUUUCAAUCCAUGCUUUAGACAUCAAUUAUCGGGAAUAUAUACUCGUGAAGAA